AUGUUUCUAUCUUGGACGACGAGGUGGGACGGGCUCAGUUUGAGAGGCAUCUCAAGGCUACUGGUUGUGUGCUGGAACGAGAUGACAGAGCGUCACGCCUAUAUUGAUAUGGCCAUGGUGAAUGCUCAUCUCGUUUACGGAGGGCAACACACAACCAUCAGCCUUGAGAUGCCUCUCAAACUGAGUCCGUCCCACCUCGUCGUCCAAGAUAGGAACAUCUUUACGAUGCUUGAAAUCCCAAUGGAACGGCAUGUUCCCCGAACUCUGGGAGAAUCAACCGGCAACCCAUGGCCAUUUUUGAGAAUUAUGUGA
Messenger RNA from Microthlaspi erraticum, 312 nucleotides. The record is from the annotation of a GenBank genome assembly. Lineage: Eukaryota; Viridiplantae; Streptophyta; Magnoliopsida; Brassicales; Brassicaceae.